Paramecium sonneborni is the source of this 455-nucleotide messenger RNA. The record is from the annotation of a GenBank genome assembly. NCBI's taxonomy places the organism in Eukaryota, Ciliophora, Oligohymenophorea, Peniculida, Parameciidae.
AUGAAAUAGUAUAUAGAAGUAGGAUAUGCAUUAUCAAAUAGAGUGAAAUGUUAGAAAUGUAUGUAGAACAUAAUAAAGGAUGAUAUAAGAAUAGGAUAUGUAUAUACAAGAUCUCCUGAAUUUGGUUUUGAUAAGAAAAUAUGGUAACAUUUGAAUUGUUUAACAUCAAUAAAGGGAGAUAGAAAUUAAGAUUUAGAUAUAGUGAAUAUUCAUAUAUUGAAAGAAGGAGAUUAGAAAAAGGUGAAAUAGAAAAUAGAUUAGAUAAAGAAGUGUAAUUAUUAGAAAAGUAAAUUUAUUAAGAAAAUAAUAUAGAGGAUUAAAAGGAUGUGAAAUAUUUGUCAAAAUAGGAACAUUUUUAGAAUUAUGUUAAGAUUUAAUUGGAUUUACAUUAAAAUUAGAAAUUAAGAUAAUAAGGAUUGUUAUUUAAGAAGAUGGAUUAGAGUGAUGAAUAAUGA